UGGCGCGAGUUGUUUGACUUUCUUAUUGCGCAGUAACAGCUGAGAUUAAUUUGAUUAAAAAAAAAGAUAUUUACAACAAUAAAUAAUUUUGCAUUGGCAAAGUAGAAUUUUACUACCUGCUGAAGUGACAAUGAAGUUCCGAGCGAAGAUAAACGAUGUGGGAUGUCUCAAUCAUUUCACACGUGUAGUGAACACCAUUACAAAACUCACAAAGACUUGUGUUGUACGACUUACGGUCGACAACAUUUUCUUCGUCCUUUCUGGAAAAGUUGCCAAUGGAGGAGUCAGUAUGUGGUGUGAGUUACUGCAGGUUAACUUUUUUGAUGAAUAUCAACUGGAAGGUGUGUCAACAGAUGCCAAUGAGAUUUGUUUAGAACUAAAUCCAGAGAACCUAUCCAGAGCUCUAAAAACUGCACAGAAUUCCAAAUCAGUCAAAAUAAAACUGACAAAGAAGCACUGUCCAUGCCUCACUCUAGCUGCAGAAUUGCCCUCCCUCUCAUCCUUUAGUCGCAUUGUCACACAUGAUAUCCCUGUGGACGUCAUUCCCAGAAGGCUUUGGCAUGACUUUAAAGAGCCAAGCAUGCCAGACUUUGAUGUCAGCAUAUAUUUACCCCCACUGAAGACUAUGAAGAGUGUGGUAGAUAGAAUGAAGAACCUCUCCAACUAUUUGGUAGUGGAGGCUAACCUAAGUGGUGAAAUGAAUUUGAAGAUCGAAACAGAUCUCGUGUCUGUCACGACACACUUCAAAGACCUUGGCAAUCCUCCAUGGGGUGCUUCACAGUCUCAAAGUCAAAGCAGAGAUGUUGAGGCCAUGGCACAUGCACGAGUGGAUAUUAGGAAACUUCAGCAAUUCCUUAUGGGGCAGCAGGUCAACCCAACCAAGUCCAUGUGCAAUAUUGUUGACAAGAGGAUUAUUCAUCUAAUUCUACUUCAGGAAGACGUGUCUCUUCAGUACUUCAUCCCAGCUGUGGCAUAGAUGUAAAUAUUUAUAAUUACUGAAAAAAUACACUAAUGCAAUACUAUAAUAAAAUACAGUGUCUUAUGAACACAUUUGUUAAAAGUAUUUUGCACCCAGUGUAAAGAAUCAGACAUUGACUUCUAAGUAGAUUUUUCCCCCCUUUUUUUCUUAACCAGCUUUCAUAAAAAAAAAAAAAUUCUGGCAUUCUUCCUGUUCAUUGCUUCAUUUUUUCCACACUAAAAAGUUUAAAAUUAAUGCUGUGUAAUGUUUUGUAAAGUUAUGAUGCAAGAGUGUCUUUUGCAAUAAAGUUAACCAAUUGUUAACAGUCA
Molecule: messenger RNA, 1287 nt
Organism: Clarias gariepinus (North African catfish)
Lineage: Eukaryota; Metazoa; Chordata; Actinopteri; Siluriformes; Clariidae
Gene: hus1
Product: HUS1 checkpoint clamp component
Exons: 8
Coding region: 131-976 (281 amino acids)
Biological process (GO): nucleotide-excision repair; mitotic DNA replication checkpoint signaling; double-strand break repair via homologous recombination
Cellular component (GO): nucleolus; checkpoint clamp complex; site of double-strand break
Source: RefSeq, a predicted model, not a curated record